This is a messenger RNA of Brienomyrus brachyistius, 3188 nucleotides long. It is a transcript of the gene kcnq2b, whose product is annotated as potassium voltage-gated channel subfamily KQT member 2. Gene Ontology annotation, molecular function: voltage-gated potassium channel activity. The coding region runs from base 77 to 2740 and encodes 887 amino acids. The record is from RefSeq and is a predicted model, not a curated record. NCBI's taxonomy places the organism in Eukaryota, Metazoa, Chordata, Actinopteri, Osteoglossiformes, Mormyridae. Gene Ontology annotation, biological process: potassium ion transport; transmembrane transport. The transcript has 18 exons. Gene Ontology annotation, cellular component: membrane.
UUAUGCGAUGGUGCUACCUGGUGAUGAUGGGUCGAGAUCAUUGCUGACCAGCCACCCAUGACCGUACACCCUAAGGAUGGUACAGAAAUCCCGCAACGGCGGUGUCUACCCUGGUCCGGCGGCGGAGAAGAAGCUGAAAGUGGGCUUCGUCGGGCUGGAAGCCGGAGCCACCGACUCAAGCAGGGAUGGGGCGCUGCUCAUCGCAGCCACCGACGCCACGAAGCGAGGAAGCAUCUUAAGCAAGCAGAGGACCAGCAUCUCGGGCAAAGGGAAGCCCCCGAAGAGAAAUGCCUUCUACCGAAGGCUGCAGAAUUUCCUCUACAACGUGCUGGAAAGACCGAGAGGAUGGGCGUUCAUAUACCACGCUUACGUCUUCCUGUUGGUCUUUUCCUGUCUUGUCCUCUCCGUUUUCUCAACAAUCAAGGAGUACGAAAAAAGCUCUGAAGAUGCUCUAUAUAUCCUGGAAAUCGUGACCAUUGUAGUGUUUGGAGUGGAGUACAUUGUAAGGAUCUGGGCAGCGGGGUGCUGCUGUCGCUACCGAGGAUGGAGGGGGCGGCUCAAGUUUGCCCGCAAGCCCUUCUGUGUCAUCGACAUCAUGGUGUUGAUCGCCUCCAUCUCGGUGCUGGCGGCUGGAACCCAGGGGAACGUGUUCGCCACCUCAGCCAUCCGGAGCUUGAGGUUCCUUCAGAUCCUGCGCAUGAUCCGGAUGGAUCGCCGCGGAGGCACCUGGAAGCUCUUGGGUUCGGUCGUCUACGCCCACAGCAAGGAGCUGAUCACUGCCUGGUACAUCGGCUUCCUCUGCCUCAUUCUGGCCUCCUUCCUGGUUUACUUGGCUGAGAAAGAGGACAACAAGGAGUUCGAAACCUACGCAGACGCACUGUGGUGGGGGCUUAUCACACUGACUACAAUAGGCUAUGGUGAUAAGUACCCCAUAACGUGGAAUGGACGCCUCCUAGCUGCGACUUUCACCCUCAUCGGAGUUUCGUUCUUUGCCCUCCCAGCGGGGAUUCUGGGCUCCGGCUUUGCCCUGAAGGUCCAGGAGCAGCACCGGCAAAAGCACUUUGAGAAGCGGAGGAAUCCAGCAGCUGGCCUCAUUCAGGCGGCAUGGAGGUUCUAUGCUACCAGUCUGACAAGGACGGACCUGCAGUCUACCUGGGAUUAUUACGAGAGAGCCGUAUCCGUCCCAAUGUACAGGCUGAUUCCUCCUCUGAAUCAACUGGACCUUCUGCGAAAUCUAAAAAGCAAGUCAGGACUGUCAUUCAGGAAGGAUGCCCAGGCAGAAUCCUCCCCCAGCCAAAAGGUCAGCCUCAAGGAGAGGGUCUUCUCAAGUCCCAGAAACUCUGGGUCCAAGGGCAAGGGCUCCCCCCAGGGGCAGAGCAGGUGCAGGUCCCCCAGUGCCGAUAACAGCAUGGAGGACAGCCCCGGCAAGGUGCCCAAAAGCUGGAGCUUUGGAGACCGCAGCCGUACCCGGCAGGCCUUCCGCAUUAAGGGAGCGGCGUCGCGACAGAACUCCGAAGUGCUGAUUGAGAUGCAGGAUGAAGAAUUCAGGCAGAAGAGCUCUCCAGCAAUUGAAGGGUUAAUCAAAGCCAGCCUUCCUGGGGAAGACAUUGUCGAUGACAAUAAGAGCUGCCACUGUGAAUUUGUCCCCCAAGACUUGACUCCAGGAUUAAAAGUUGCAAUCAGGGCUGUGUGCAUAAUGAAGUUUAUGGUUUCAAAGAGGAAGUUCAAAGAGAGCUUGAGGCCUUAUGACGUGAUGGACGUCAUAGAGCAGUACUCGGCAGGCCACCUGGACAUGUUGUCACGAAUUAAAAACCUCCAGUCCAGGAUAGAUUUGAUUGUGGGCCCCCCUACCCCCUCAACUCCCCGCCAUAAGAAGCACACAACCAAAGGACUCAAAGAAUCACCCCAGUACUCGCCUAGAGUUGAUCAGAUAGUUGGUAGAGGCACCCCAACAACAGAUAAGGACCGGCCCAAGGGCACCAGCGAGGGCGAGAUGCAAGAGGACCUCAGCAUGAUGGGACGUCUGGGGAAAGUGGAGAAGCAGGUGAUUUCCAUGGAGAGGAAGCUAGACUUCUUGGUCAACAUCUAUGUGCAGCGCAUGGGCAUUCCGCGGGCAGAGACGGCUGCCUACUUCGGAUCCAAGGAGCCCGAUCCGGCUCCACCCUACGACAGCCCAGUGGAGAAGACUGGCUCCAUCACUAAAAUCAUCCGCUCCAUUAGCUCAACCGGCCAGAAGAAUUUUGAUGCUCCACCCUCAUGUGCCGGUUCUCAAGGGCAGUGUCCUCCAUCUACGUCCUGGCAGCAGCAUCCCCUCAGCGAGUCCCAUCCACGCAGUCAGGGCAACUCGCCCAAUGGUGACCCCUCCUUGGUGCGCAUCCCACCUCCCCCGGUUAACGAUCGCUCUUCUGGGGGAAGCCACCGGGGGGCGUCUCAUCACGCCCGCAGCGAGAAUGGCAAGGCACAGCCUGAGAGUGACACAUCCGUCUCCAUCCCUUCGGUGGACCACGAGGAGCUGGAGAGAUCUUUCAGUGGCUUCAGCAUCUCCCAAUCCAAAGAGAACCUGGAGUUCCUGAACAACACCUACUUCAGUGGCGUGGCCCGUUGUGCCAAGGUCAGGCCCUACAUUGCUGAGGGCGAGUCUGACACUGACUCUGACCUCUGUACCCCUUGUGGCCCCUCCCCACACUCUGCCCCCGGUGAGGGGGCCUUUGGAGACAGGGGAUGGUCGGGUCCCAAGUAAGUCAGACCAGGGAAGUCUACACUACACAAUCAGUGCUUCAAAACCACAGCCUGUAGUGAAGGAACUGCGAAUUAGGCUGUACACUCAGCUGGUUUUAAUGUCCGAGGUUUUCUAAUGGGUUACAUUUAUCUAGCUUUGAUGGACGGCAGAUGCGCUUUCCCUCACGUAUCCAUGCAUUCAUUUCUCAGAGUGUAUUUCACACUAAAUAUUGUCUAUUCUAGAUCCGCAUUGCAUCUACACUUGCCCUCAUUGCUAGAGACAAUUGAAUGUAGCUGGCAAUGUUUAACGUAGUCAAAGGAGGGAAUUCAGAUCACUUUGCUCAAGGUGAUUAUGAUUGUAACUGUGGAAUCUUGGCAUUGAUCGCCAUCACACCUCCUAUCUACACCGCUGAACACAUCCUGUCAUAUGGAAUGCCUUACAUGACAGCAGGGGCACUGUAAAGGGGGGG